AGUGGUUUCCAGGAUGAAGCAAGGUGUGAAGCUGAUCUUGUUGGCAGUCCUGUUCUGCGCAUAUUCUACCAAAGCCGAAGACGCCUUCGGGGAUACCGCCGACCCUGGAACGGACGAGGAUCCCAUUUCUUUUCCCGAUGGGAUCUACCAAAACAGCACCAACCAACAAGACAGCAAAAGGGCUGGUCGGAUUGCCGGAGGAACCGCUGUCGACAUCGCAGACUAUCCGUACGUAGUUACGCUAAGGGUGUUUCCGGUAGGCGAUGAUGACUAUUAUCAAAUCGGAACUAUAAUAAGCCAAAAACAUGUCAUCACUUCGGCAGUCAAUUUGGAAGCAUCGGUAGCAGCCAGAGGAAUCGCAUCGAUUGUAGUGCGUGCGGGUAGCAACGCCCAAAACUACGAUGUUAUAACCUUUGAGUAUCUAAGCUACAAACCCCACGACCAGUAUAAUUCUGUUACUAAAGAGAACUCAGUUGCCAUCGUAACCAUCAAGGGCAGCUUCAGCGGGCCGCCCGACUCGACCGAGGGCCCAUCGAAUGAUAAGCAGCAAAACCGAAUCUAA
Messenger RNA from Anopheles darlingi, 562 nucleotides. RefSeq names its product trypsin delta-like. The record is from RefSeq and is a predicted model, not a curated record. NCBI's taxonomy places the organism in Eukaryota, Metazoa, Arthropoda, Insecta, Diptera, Culicidae. The coding region runs from base 14 to 562 and encodes 182 amino acids. The transcript is spliced from 3 exons. Gene Ontology annotation, molecular function: serine-type endopeptidase activity.